GAUUUCGUCACCGCGGCUGGUUUGAACCUUCUCGUAACUGCAGACUUUUCUCACGUCUUCGCAGUGUCAAAAAAUAGACCAACUUUUGAGAACAUUCAAUAAUGGAAGAUUACCUGAAGAUUGAGAAAAUUGGGGAAGGUACGUAUGGUGUGGUAUAUAGGGGCCGGCACAAAACUACUGGUCAGGUGGUGGCUCUGAAGAAGAUUCGCCUGGAGAGUGAGGAGGAGGGUGUGCCUAGUACUGCUGUACGAGAGAUCUCGCUGCUCAAAGAGCUACAGCACCCCAAUGUUGUACGACUGUUGGACGUGUUGAUGCAGGAGUCCAAACUGUAUUUGGUUUUUGAAUUUCUGUCAAUGGAUCUGAAGAAAUACUUGGACUCCAUUCCCUCAGGCCAGUACAUGGACCCCAUGCUUGUCAAGAGUUACCUCUAUCAGAUCCUUGAGGGUAUUCUGUUCUGUCACUGUCGUCGAGUUCUACAUCGUGACCUGAAACCACAGAAUCUGCUAAUUGAUAACAAAGGGGUAAUAAAACUGGCUGAUUUUGGCUUGGCCCGUGCUUUUGGGGUGCCUGUCCGAGUUUACACACAUGAGGUUGUGACACUGUGGUACAGGGCCCCAGAGGUUUUACUGGGAGCUUCUCGUUAUUCUACUCCAGUAGAUGUUUGGAGUAUCGGCACUAUCUUCGCCGAGCUUGCCACCAAGAAGCCACUGUUCCACGGGGACUCAGAGAUUGACCAGCUCUUCCGUAUCUUCAGGGUUCUAGGUACCCCAAAUAAUGAGGUGUGGCCAGAUGUAGAGUCGCUACCUGAUUAUAAGAACACUUUCCCCAAGUGGAAGUCUGGCAGUCUGGGAAGCAUGGUUAAGAAUCUUGACAAGAAUGGCAUUGAUCUGCUUGGGAAAAUGCUCACCUAUGACCCCCUGAAGAGGAUUUCUGCACGACAGGCUAUGACUCACCCCUAUUUCGAUGAUUUGGAUAAGACCACGCUACCUGCCAGCAACCUCAAAAAAUAAACAUUAACCAAACAAGUGAGACCUAAGAUGGUGCUAUAUGCCAAGGCGACUAAAAUCAAAACAGUCAGGAUCACUCAUUCUGAGGAAUUCAGAAUUACAAACAUCGUUCCUGGUGCAACAAAUCUAUAUUUGAUCCGAAAGCUCUUUACUGCACUGAUGCAGACUUUACAAUCUGAUGAUAAUGAAAUCCUUUUCCUAAUGUAUGUUUUUGUUUGUGCUUUUGUAUGUGUUUUUCCUAUACUUAGUCUCUGAUUAAAUGGUCUAUAUGUUGGAUUUGAACCAGA
This is a messenger RNA of Neoarius graeffei (lesser salmon catfish), 1294 nucleotides long. RefSeq names its product cyclin dependent kinase 1 (gene cdk1). Gene Ontology annotation, cellular component: nucleus. The transcript is spliced from 8 exons. The record is from RefSeq and is a predicted model, not a curated record. Gene Ontology annotation, biological process: G2/M transition of mitotic cell cycle; protein phosphorylation; mitotic G2 DNA damage checkpoint signaling. NCBI's taxonomy places the organism in Eukaryota, Metazoa, Chordata, Actinopteri, Siluriformes, Ariidae. Bases 102 to 1010 code for a protein of 302 amino acids. Gene Ontology annotation, molecular function: RNA polymerase II CTD heptapeptide repeat kinase activity; cyclin-dependent protein serine/threonine kinase activity; ATP binding.